AUGGGGAAGAAGCAAAGGCAGUCCAUGAAUGAGGCUGAGGCAGUUAUUAUUUAUAGGAAGUUCCUCAUCAGCUAUAUCUGUGGUUGUGGGACCUCUCUGGUCCUAGACCACAAAAGCCUGAUGUAUCUGCGCUACCUCAGUAUUCUUCAGGGCGAUGAGGAAACUAAGGUCCAGUAUUUCUGUCACAUGGCAAGCUCCCAUGAUUCAUUCAGCUACUGGGUAGAUGAAAAGUCCCCAGUGGGGCCUGACCAAACCCAAGCUGUCAAACGCCUUGCCCGGAUCUCCUUGGUGAAGAAAUUAAUGAAGAAAUGGUCUGUAACUCAGAACCUGACCUUCCGGGAGCAGCUGGAAGCUGGUAUUCGCUACUUUGACCUACGUGUGUCUUCUAAGCCUGGAGACACUGACCAGGAGAUUUACUUCAUUCAUGGGCUCUUUGGCAUCAAGGUUUGCGAUGGGUUGAUGGAGAUUGAUGCAUUCCUCACUCAACAUCCUCAAGAGAUCAUCUUCCUGGAUUUCAACCACUUCUACGCCAUGGAUGAGGCCCACCACAAAUGUUUGGUUCUGCGAAUCCAGGAGGCCUUUGGGAACAAGCUGUGCCCAGCCUGCAGUGUGGAAAGCAUGACACUGCGGAGCCUGUGGGAAAAGAAGUACCAGGUUCUCAUUUUCUACCACUGUCCCUUCUACAAGCAAUACCCAUUCCUGUGGCCAGGGAAGAAGAUUCCGGCACCCUGGGCAAACACCACCAGUGUGCAAAAACUGAUCCUCUUCUUGGAGACCACCCUGAGUGAACGAGCCCCACGUGGGGCUUUCCAUGUCUCCCAGGCCAUCCUCACCCCAAGAGUGAAGACUAUUGCGCGAGGCCUGGUGGGGGGCCUCAAGAACACACUAGUUCACAGGAAUCUCCCUGCCAUCCUUGAUUGGGUGAAGACUCAAAAGCCUGGAGCCAUGGGCGUCAACAUCAUCACAUCUGACUUCGUGGACCUGAUAGACUUUGCCACGACUGUGAUUGAGUUGAACGACCUUCUAGAGGAUCGAGCUCUGACAUGUUGA
Messenger RNA from Grammomys surdaster, 1050 nucleotides. RefSeq names its product phosphatidylinositol specific phospholipase C X domain containing 2 (gene Plcxd2). The record is from RefSeq and is a predicted model, not a curated record. Gene Ontology annotation, molecular function: phosphoric diester hydrolase activity. Bases 1 to 1050 code for a protein of 349 amino acids. The transcript has 6 exons. Gene Ontology annotation, biological process: lipid metabolic process. NCBI's taxonomy places the organism in Eukaryota, Metazoa, Chordata, Mammalia, Rodentia, Muridae.